Molecule: messenger RNA, 3114 nt
Organism: Thecamonas trahens ATCC 50062
Lineage: Eukaryota; Apusomonadida; Apusomonadidae
Exons: 3
Coding region: 1-3114 (1037 amino acids)
Source: RefSeq, a predicted model, not a curated record
AUGGAAAAGGCGGCGACAGUGGCUGUUGCGGGAACAGCUGAGAGGGCAGAGGCUCUGGUCAACGCUGGUGUUCGCGGUGUCACCGUCUCACCUGCUUGGUCAGGCCUCUCGUCGCACCUGACCGCAGCGUCAGAGGAGAUGGCUCGCUCAGUGGGUACCAUGGAAGAGUACGUCGUCACUGUCCUCGCCCACUCGUCGGUCGAACUGGCAGACGAGCUCGCCCAGCUGAGCAAACGUGUGGCAAAGCAAGCCAAGGAGAAGCGCAAGCUCGAGGAUACGCUGGAGAAGAUCGACGCCGCGUUGCGCAAGUCGGCCACCGCCGCGCUCGCCAAUCGCCAGCUGGUCGAAUCGGGCUCAGAGAAGGAGAAGAAGAAGGCAACCAAGAAGCAGGCCAAACUCGAGGCCUCACUUGCCACCGCAGAGGCCGCCGCCGAAGCCACCCGCGCUCACGUCAUGGCCUUUCGCUACGCCUUUGUCGUCGAAGGCGCAGAAAUUACCAACUCGUUUGACAAAUGGAACAUGAAGCGCAAGUCACUCCUCCUACAGCUCUUUCGCAAGCUGCUCACCACCUUGGAGAUGGCCGCCGCCGCUCUCAACAAGGCCCCCGACCUCACUCGCCUCGCCCCACAGCUCAUUCCACCGGCUGCGCUCCGUGACGCCCUCGCUGCCGGCGCCAACCCGACAACCGAGAUCGAUCGCGCCAUUGCCAUCCUCACAGCUGGCGUCGGCGAGUCGCAGGCCCUCCACUACAUUGGCACCAAACUCGCCUCGUACUUUUCAGACUACUCGAAGAAGCUGCGCAAGGCCGCCGCCGCCGCAGACUCCUCGGGCUUUGCCGCCACCGAGGAGGACUCGUCGCACUCUCGAGGCUGGGCUGAGCUCGUCGCCGCCCUCGCCAAAGUUGCCGAGGACUACGAAGCCGCCUCGGUUGUGCUCGGCCAACUCGCCUCCGGCCCGCUCUCGCGCCAUACCGGCAAGGCCACGGCCGUGCUCAAGCGCAUUUCUGCCCUCGUGAGCUCGGCGCAGCGCGACCAGGUCAAAUGGAAUGACAAGGUUGUCAAGGCCCGUGCAAAGUCGAACAUCACCGCCGCGGCCGAAGCUGAAGAGCGUGUCGCCGCCCUCGCUGCAGAGGUCCGCUCCAUGUACCCUGCGCAAAUCGGCGCCGCAGACAAAGCUGAAGCCACCCGUGCCGCCUCGUUUGGUUCGGACAUUGUCAAGGUCGCCAGCCAGGUCUACUCGACCUUCCACGCUCUCCGCAUCUACCUCGCCCCGGCCGUCUCCAGCAUGGACGACUCGUUCACCUCCUUGCGUGCCGCCACCCACUCCUUUGCGCGCACUGCUGGCUUUGACGCCUCGCUCGCCACUGACUAUGCCCUCUCCGAAGACUCCAAGGCCUUUCCUAAGCCGUUCUCCCUAGCUGCAGGCACCGCCAUCCACUCGUUCUCCGACUCGGCCGAUCCCACCGCUGCUGCCGCUGCAGAGGCCGCACACGCACAGGUCGAGGCUGCCCGACAGGCCUCGCUUGCCGCAUCUAAGUCCAAGUCCAAGUCCAAGUCGCAGCCCAAGUCGGCGUCAGGUACACUCUCGUCUGGCUCGUCGUCAUCCAGCUCGGCCUCUGUAUCGGGAUCGGGAUCGGGAUCAAGCUCAUCGUCCUCGGGCUCCGACUCGUCCUCCGACUCGUCUUCGGGCUCGUCGUCUUCAUCGUCCUCGUCUUCGAGUACCGCCAAGAGAAGAAAGUCCAAGGCAACGCACAAGCCAUCCAAGACCGAGGUCCAGCCGCCGCCGCCGAUUGUCAAUCGGACGGAUAACGGCAUGGCGCUCAAUACAGGCGAUGCGUCAGGGACGCCGAGCCCGCCCUCGUCACUCGGCUCACUUGGCCCGCCGCCAGCGCUUAGCUCGCUUGGUCCGCCGCCGGCUCUAGGAUCAGAUGACGAGCUUCUGAAGGCUGCUAUGAUAACCCCAUCCGGGUCAAGCGGCAGCUCGCGCAUCGACCGCCCAACCUCGUUUUCUGCAGACGAUCCGGCCGCUGCGGCCGUCGUCCGCCCUCCGCGGUCGCAGACCCUUGUAGGCCCGCCGCGUCCCGAAGCCCGUGGCCCGCCACUUCCUGGUGCAGUCGUCGCCCAGGCCCUCGAGGAGACUGAUGCUCUCAUGGCCUCAAUCGCCCGUCCGCCUGCAGCUGCCUCCCAUGGGCCGCCGCCGCCGCGGAAGACAUCCGGCCCGCCGAAUCCCGGCCUCACUACUAUGGCCGAAGCUGACAAUAUGCUCGCAUCGCUCCAUGGUGCUGGCCCGCCCAAGCCCAAGUCUUCCGGCCCGCCGAAUCCCGGCCUCACCACAAUGGCUGAGGCCGACAACUUGAUGGCCUCACUCCGGGGCGCUGGUCCGCCCAAGCCCAAGUCCUCCGGCCCGCCGAAUCCCGGCCUCACCACAAUGGCCGAGGCCGACGACUUGAUGGCCUCGCUCCGUGGCGCCGGUCCGCCCAAGCCCACAUCAGCAGGUCCGCCCACACCAGGCCUGACCACCAUGGCCGAGGCCGACGACCUGAUGGCCUCGCUCCGCGGCGCCGGUCCGCCCAAGCCCACAUCAGCAGGUCCGCCCACACCAGGCCUGACCACCAUGGCCGAGGCCGAUGACCUGAUGGCCUCGCUCCGCGCCGCCGGUCCGCCCAAGCCCACAUCAGCAGGUCCGCCCACACCAGGCUUGACCACCAUGGCCGAGGCCGAUGACCUGAUGGCCUCGCUCCGCGCCGCCGGUCCACCCAAGCCCACAUCGUCUGGUCCGCCCAAGCCUGGCCUUACUACCUUGGCUGAGGCCGAUGAUAUGCUCGCAGACCUCUCGGGGCCUCCGCGGCCGUCCAAGUCGGCGCCCAAAUCCAGCGGUCGGUCGCUGGCGGCACUCACUGCUGCCAAGCCGGCCGUCCCACGCAAGAUCUCGCUCACAACCCGACCUAUGACGCCUCCCCGCCCGUCCGGCCCGCCGCGUCCCGGUGGCCCCCCACCGCGCCCUGCUGCCCCGCUGCGUCCUGCCCCGCCCCGCCCAUCCCAAGGCCCGCCCAAGCCUCCUGCGGAUGCCGCCGCCAUGGCCGAAGCCGACGAUCUCCUCGCAUCGCUGCGGUGA